CGUACAGCUGGCAGCUCUUCCCAGUAGCAGACGUCACCAGUGCGUCUUAUCAGUGCGUCCAAGGUUGUUCGCGAGACAUUAAUAACGCGUAGCGGAAGAUAGUUCGCGAGUGGCUGACUGUGGCUUUUGUUUAUUUUCCACGCCAACUGCAUGUACGGUGACGCGUACCGUGACCAAGGCAGUACCAGCUGAAGAGUGAAACGUUCCUUUGGUGAGAUGCGUUUGGUUCGCGGAGAGUUGGCAAUGCGUAAGAGAGCGACAGUGAGUCGCCCAUAGUGAGCUUGAACUGGCCGAAGGGAGGGGGGGAUUGCAACUCACUCUGCUCACGCUCAUCGCGCGUCGCCUAGCUUCACCGGUUAUAGCUCGCGUCGGAUCGAUGCCACCGUUCAGUUCGCUCGACAACCAUCGUCUGGCAGGCAGGCGACAACCAAACCGGCACCACCGCUUGUGAUCAACUCAACGCGACCGUUCCGUUUUGUGUUGUGGUGGGCUCGUGCACGUGUAUACUCUCCUUCUGUUGUGUGGCAAAAGCGUGAAAAUUGUAAAAACAAAUAACGACACUCACCACGCGACGCCGUGAACCGCGAAACGAAACAAUAUCCGUCACUGUGCGCUAUUAUCUUCGCACUAUCUGAAGAGAGUGUGUGUGUGUGUGGUGUGUCCAGUAGCAGCAUCCAGCCUGAACCGUGCCCAUCGUCCAACCCACCGACCUGAACCCAUCAAGCAUCAAGGAUGAGGAAUAAUCAACACCGAAAUCUUGCCCUUCUGGUGGCAUUUUGUUCGUGUUACAGUCUGCUAGCACCAGUACAGUCGCAGCACAUAGAAACCGUGCCGUCGUCACCCUCGUUCCACGCACUGUACGAACGCAACGUGGAUCUUCUCUGCCGGGCGAAUAAACCCCUGGACAAUUGCCAAGUUCAGCUUCCCGGGCCUUCCUCCACAACGUACGACGUCGACAGUUUGCCCAGUGGCGUCAAGCGCAUCGGGGACGGUUCCCGCGGUGAGUGUGGUGUGCGGUUGUCUACGGUCACUUCCGAACGGUUCGGCAAGUUCGUCUGCAAACUCACGAUCGGUGGCGAACAGCAUGAGGCAACGAUCGAGCUGCGGCAGUUCGUGGCACCGCGCAUUACCGACCUGAAGAUCUCCAAGUACACGACGCUCGUGGACAAUGGCAUCCGGGCGAACCAGAUGCUGAAGGCGCGCUGCACCUCCCGGAUGGGCCUGCCGGUCUCGAACCUCACCUGGUUCCUGGACGGCAAACCGAUCGACGAGAGCCUGCUCAAACCGGCCCAGAUUACCACCGAAAUGCAGGACCAGAAAAGCUUGAGCACCAUCCAGCAGGAGGUGAACAUGUACGUCACACCGGAGCAGAACGGUAUGGUGCUGGAGUGUGUGGUGAAUCAUCCCGCGUUUAGAACCGAGCAACGGUCCUCCCUUCCAUUAAACAUCAAGUUCGCACCGGAAGCGAUACCACACAUCCAUAUCGAUGAGCUGCCGGCAAGCGGAAGUGCAUCGGUCAACAUUACCAUCCAUGCCAACCCGCAACCCAUCACCCGCUGGACGGUCAAUGGGCGGCUGAUAAAGGAGGGCGAAUCGAUCGACAUCUACCAGGCGUACAUACCGCGUCCAGCAUCCAGUAAGGGCGAGUAUACGGUGCUGCUGAAAAACAACGACUGUGCGAAGGAGCGUGCGACGCUGUACACGCUCGAGGCCACGAACGUACUCGGCACGCAGACGUACAUCAUCAAGGCGGUGCGGGUGGACGAUGCCGGCACGGAGGUGAUCCGGAACGAUGACUACAACUACCACGAUGACAGCAACGGAUCUACCUUCUGGCUGAUAAGCGUCUGGACGUUCUUCUGCUCCGUGAUGGCUACACGUCUGUUGUGAAUCCACAUUGCGCCCUUCCCAACCCCCUCGAAACAGUCGUAACAGGGUGGCUUGAACGCCCGGCCAGAUGUUGGUGGAUGGCCGUGGCCUGUCUGAGAAUAUUACCAAACGAGGAUCCGUAACCAUGGGCUUUUGGCCGGUGAUGGGGCUUUGUACAGAACGGCUACACAGGGUGUUUAGUGGGUGUGGGGUGAAAUGAGAUCCUCUGUUCGGUAAUAUUCUCAUUCGGCCAGGUGGUCAUCCCCAGUAGUGCAGGGUGCACUUGUCGAUUUGUAAAUUAUGCAAAACAAAACCCGAUCCGUAUAGUUCCUGCAGUUAAAAAAAAGUAUUUCGGUGAAGCAUAAGGCUCGUCACGCUAAACAAACAAGAAAAAGCUGAACUACCUGAUUCUAUCCACUCGUGGAGUGGAUUUACCCAAAAUUCUUUAGCGCUUCUCUUACCCAUCGUGUUUUUUUUUGUUUAAUACUAGAAUAAGGGAACGAGCCGAGCAGAGUGGAAAACCGACAAGCCAAAAGUGAACUGUGUGAGUGUGUGCGAUAGUGAUCGUAGAAAGUGAUGGGGAAACCGCAUCCCGAACAAUGAACGUGAUUAUGGAAUGGAGACGCCAUGGAGUUGCCCGAUUUGGGAAGCAUUUCAAUACCGCUGCACGUGUGCGAAGCGAGAUGUGUUUAAAAACGGAAGCAUUAUUUAUUUGUAUUACUCUCUCGCUCGCUAGGAGCAAAUGCUUUAAUGAAGCUAAUAAAUAGUGCGCGAUGUCUAAAGGUAUCGCAAUCGAA
Molecule: messenger RNA, 2666 nt
Organism: Anopheles moucheti
Lineage: Eukaryota; Metazoa; Arthropoda; Insecta; Diptera; Culicidae
Product: fasciclin-3-like
Exons: 4
Coding region: 733-1890 (385 amino acids)
Biological process (GO): homophilic cell-cell adhesion; heterophilic cell-cell adhesion
Cellular component (GO): adherens junction
Source: RefSeq, a predicted model, not a curated record